AAUGUGUGCAACAAAAGACAACAAUCCACUCUGGAAGGUCCCAGGCUCACAACAAGUUGCGAGCACAGCCUCGGGGGCGGCUUUCGGGAGCUAUUUCGCCGGCGAGCCGCGCUGAGCGGCGUUUAGUCUAGCAUGAGACAGCCCAGGGUGAGCACCCGAGUUUUCACACAAUAAAGGAGCUGAAGGCGAUACCACCGACCCAAAGCAGCAUGUUCAAGACAAGCUACCUGCGCAAGGAGGUGCGCAAGGAAAAGUACGAGCGCGCCGAUGUCUUCCACGAGGAACCCGAGGAGGACUCGGCGGGCAUCUCCGCCAUCCAAGGCUGGGAGAACCUCCAGGAGCUCAACAGCCGCUUCGCCCGCUACAUCAACCGCGCACGAGUGCUGGAGCAACGCAACGCCGUCUUCCGCAAGCAGCUGGAGACGCUGCAGAGGAUGGAGGAGGCCAGCGGCCUGGAGGAGACCUUCAGGGAGCAGAUUGAAGUCAACAGGCAGCGCAUCCGCGAGCUGACCUCCGAGCACGGCAAGCUGGAGAGGGAGCUGAGGGACGCCUGCCGCAUGCUGGACGACUUCACCAGCAAAUACAGAAAUGAAUGUGAUUACCAGGAGGAGCUGAGGAGCACGCUGGAGCAACUCAACAAGGAAGCUGACAGCGCCCUGCUGAAAAAUCUGGAGUUUCAGAUCCAGUCGCAGUUCCUGCAGGAUGACAUCACCUCCACCAGAGAUCGACACAAGAAGAACCUUGCAGAGAUCCAGACCUACCUCAACAUCUUGCAACAAAUCAACCAGACGCUCCCGCUGGUUCCCACCGUGUCAGUGGGCAUCUCUGAGGAGCAGGAGAAGCUGCUGGCCCAGAGCAGGAUGCCCGGCCUGCUGAGUCAGCUGGAGGAGUACAAGAGCGCCCUCUGUCAGCUGCAGGCGCAGAAACAACGUCUCCAGGCCGAGGCAUCCAUGUUGGAGCAAGCCAUCAGGAGCACCCAGGAGAGUUUCGACGAUGAGAUCCAGCUGUACAACGAGCAAAUCGAGUCUCUACGCAAGGAGAUCGAGGAAGCCGAGAGGUCGCUGGAGAGGUUCACCAGCGAAUGUCGCCACUUGGCCAUGUACCAGACGUCCCUGGAGAACGAGCUGGAGAGGUACAAGAGGAUCAUCGAGAACGAGGACAACAGGUUGAAUUCGGCCAUAAUCGGCAGCCCCAUCACCCUGUUCACCACCAGCUGCCACUACACUCACACCCCCUCCGCCCCCCGGGGGAGAGAUAUCACUCUGGCUAUCCAAGACAUCACCAGCAUAAAGCCCCGCCAGAAGAUCAUGGCCAAGAAAGUCCAGAAGAAGAAGGAGCUCACCCCCAGGGACGUGAUGGACAACGGUCAAGAGGAUCGAGGCGCUUCUGGGGAGAAUCCGGACGAAGACACGAAGGGGACGCCCGCGGUCGAGGGCCAGGAGGAGAGCGUGAGGAGGUCCGAGGAGAGGCCCGUGUUGUCCGACCUGUCUCCACAGGACGUCCCGGACGGAGCGCAGAUCAGCAAGGCAUUCGACACGCUGUGUAGCAUCGUCAGAGAUCGGAUGAGGAAGUAUAAAAAGCCGGAACCCAUCGCCGACUUCUACACCAAGGGCCGUUACGUCCUUGUGAGCGGCGAAGGAAAUUACCUGGACCCUUGCUUCUACACCUCCACGCCAUCCGCCGGACACAUCGUUGUCACCAUCAAAGACCAACCUCUCGGGCGGAGCGCACUGUCUCCUCAACCUCCUCAGCCCAAACCUCUGACUCCGCCCCUUCCUUUCCACGCUGGGGGUCGGAGGGAGGACAGCAAGGGAGGAAGAGGGAAGGACGACGGCGGCAAAGGCAAGGCUAAGAAAAAUGAAGAGCCUGAGCCUCAACCUAAAGAUCUGGACCCGGGUCAGCCGACUCCGGGCCCCAAAGAUCCAGCCGGAGAGCAAACUCCUACUGAUCCCAAGAAGAAGAAGGAGGACGAUGGACCGGGCGGGACCACCCCAAAAUCAACACCCCGGGCCCCGAGCACCAGCUCCAGCUCCAGCUCCAGCACCAGCACCAGCAGCUUCACCCCGGAUGCAAUGAGCUAUGAGAAGGUGGUGGUCGAGUCUGUGGAGAAGUUCUCUGAUGGCCGCAAGCUCAAGGGUUAUGAGGAGACCUCCAUGGUGGUGGAGACCACCAUCGAGAAGUCCAGCAAGAAGAAACAUUAGAUCCUCAGUGGAAAGCAAAGCUGAAGAACCAAUCCCACAUUCCUGGCUUGGCUCCUUCACGCGUGAUCCCAUGGUCCCACCCGAGAGCCCCGCUCGUGCUUCAGUCCUUUACUGUCUGAAAACUUGGGACCCACCAUAAGCCCCCAAAACCUCUGUGCCCCCUUCAGUAGAAAACACGAGAAACCAGAAGACCGUAAAUUUGUGCCACCCGACGUCUUCCAACCCCUUGAGCAAUUUGUUCAAUUGGACGCACUUCCUGCCCCCGGCGCCAUCUUGCUGUGUACUCAUUUGCUUUGACCUUUUCAAUAAAGACCACCUAAACCACG
Messenger RNA from Doryrhamphus excisus (bluestripe pipefish), 2527 nucleotides. Lineage: Eukaryota; Metazoa; Chordata; Actinopteri; Syngnathiformes; Syngnathidae. The record is from RefSeq and is a predicted model, not a curated record.